Messenger RNA from Podospora anserina S mat+, 1251 nucleotides. RefSeq lists its product as uncharacterized. NCBI's taxonomy places the organism in Eukaryota, Fungi, Ascomycota, Sordariomycetes, Sordariales, Podosporaceae. The transcript is spliced from 2 exons. The coding region runs from base 1 to 1251 and encodes 416 amino acids. The record is from RefSeq and is a predicted model, not a curated record.
AUGACCUUCUUCGAGCAUUGCGAUCUAGACCAGCGGUUCACUUUGAGCAAGUCCAGCUGGACACCGAGAGGCCAAUAUGCCUUGGUUUUCGACUUUGACCAGCGGCGCGCUAUCAAAUUAUACAUGAACGAGGAUACCAGUGAUGAGGAUGUCGUAUUCAAAAUCAUGGCGAAAUUUGUCGACAGUGGAGCCAUACGAUCGGAUUCGGUCUGGAUCCAGGUCAGCCCUGACGGCAAUGAACUCAUCGAUCAAGGCUCCGAAGUCGAAGAGGAUUAUACCAUGAUUCCGUGCUAUUGGACAAGGGACCAGUUCCCCCCGGCCCUACCCUCAGUCCGCCGUUCCGACCUUGUUGAGCUGGACCGACUCGGACUUCAGGUCGACCGCGUAGCCUACGAUAUCCCCGAAGGUCAUACGAAAGAGGCGACUUUCAAGUAUCUUGUCUACGAAAACAACAUUGGGGCCUUUUGGGAGGAAGUCAACUGCAUCAUUGGCAUGCACGCUCGCGGUACUCACCCGAACAUUGUGUCGUUUGAUCGCCUCGUCACCGAGACAGUCAAGGGUGUUGAGAAGAUCGUUGGUUUUACCACCGACUUCAUACCAGGUGGCACUCUCGACGAUUCCAAGACACGGCUAUUCAAAUUGAAAUACUUGCACCAGCUGAUAGAGGUUAUCGACUUCUUGAAUCUUGAAUUGGGAGUGGUCCACGGCGAUGUCUUGUCAUGGAACCUCCUCAUUGACGAGAGAACUGAUAACAUUUUGCUCUUCGACUUCAACUCAGCGUUUCCUCUUGGCGAGAAGCCAGAAAUCAGCGAUGUUGACCUCGUCGUCGUUGCCAUGUUCGACGUUAUCACACGGAGUCUCGGCGACGUAUUCGACGGUGAGAGCCCGUAUGAGAUAGAUGGAGUCCAACUUCUAGCUGCCGAUCUCUGGGAAAAGGACCCAGAAGUGAAUCUCGACGCCGAUGUCUCCGAGUUUCUCCGGGUCCUCAAGGCAUGGGUCGAACGCCGUAAAGCUGCCGAGGAGGAUCCGGAGACAGAAGAGGUGGCCCGAAACCCUGUUGAAUGGCCGGAAAUUCCCGACCCCCCAUUGGUUGACUGUUCUGGUGUCAUGGAACCGAGAGAGUCUGAGAUGCGGCAGAGGUUGAUUAUGGCUGGCCAACCGUACAUGGCAUGGCAGCGCCCUUCCUCUCAUGACUUGAGUUUACCAGAGAAUAAAGGCAAAGUUCUCCUUGCGACUGGGGAAUUUGUCUAA